AUGGCAACCAGUGGAGAGUUUAAGCGAUUAGUAUUGAAGCAGUUUCCGACAACAAACGAGAUCGAAACUGCUGAAAAUACCUAUUGGAAAAAAAUUUCACCACCACAUCAAGUGGCAAUUACAUCAUCUACUCGUAUUCAUCUGUAUAGUACGACAACCAGUGAGAUUAUCAAGACAUUUAGCCGCUUUCGUGACGUCGUGUACUCCGGGACGUUCCGAUCAGAUGGUAAGCUGCUGGUGGCAGGUGGAGAGGCACCUUUUGUUCAAGUAUUGGACAUUAAUACGCGUGCAAUUCUGCGAUCGUUUAAAGGGCAUACGGCUGCUAUUCACAGUACUCGCUUCUCGUUUGAUAAUGUUCACGUGCUUUCGUGUUCUGAUGAUAAGACGGCCCGUUAUUGGGACCUGCCCACGGGUAAACCUUUGUCUCUGCUAGGAGAUCAUACAGAUUACGUGCGCUCGUCAGCAGCUAAUCCUUCAUCCUACAAUAUUUGGGCUACGGGAUCGUACGAUCACACUGUCAAGCUAUGGGACUUGCGCAUGUCAGAUCAGACAGUGUCCAAGAGCACUGUCAGUCUGGAUCACGGUGCCCCAGUGGAGACGUGUAUGAUCAUGCCGGGAGGCAGCUUGCUUCUCUCCGCCGGUGGGAGUACGGUUAAGGUGUGGGACAUUCUAAGCGGUGGACGUCUGCUGCACUCGUUCUCGAGUCACCAGAAGACGAUCACAAGCUUGGGUCUGGAUGGCACUGGCACACGUUUGAUGUCGGGAUCGCUUGAUGGACACCUUAAGAUCUAUGAUGUGAAGACGUACGAGCUGUCUCACGGAUUCAAGUACAAGAGCGGCGUGCUGGCCUUUGGUAUGUCCCCCACAAAUGGUCACCUCUUUGCCGGUACGGUCGAUGGAAUCUUGUCUGUGCGUCGGCGUACUGUGAAAAGAACAGAGCAGAAUGAAAUCAAGACGCGUCAAGCCCUCAUUCGCAGUGGCAGUUACAAAUACUUUCUGCGCGGCAAGAACGCGAAACCGGCUGCUACCGACUUCAUGGUGACUACGACACGUCACAAGCGAAUUCAGCCGUACGACCGGGCUCUGCGGAAGUUUGACUAUAAAAAAGCGCUGAAUGAGGCUUUGGAUACACGAUCACCGGUCAUUGUUGCUAGUAUGCUUGAAGAGUUGCGGCUGCGUGUUGGACUCAAACGUGCGCUAGGAGGUCGUGACGAGGAGUCGCUCGAGCCACUGUUGGCUUUUCUCAUCAAAUACGUGACGGACCCUAAAUACGCUUUGUUGCUUAUUCAUGUGUGCACGAUCGUUUGUGACCUGUACGCGCCAAAGCUCAGCCAGUCCAUGCUUAUCGAUGGCUUGUUCAUCAAGCUACAUGAGAAGCUUAAUGAGGAGCUGCGUGACCAGAAGCAAGUGCUGGGUGUUGUGGGCAUGAUGGACUCGCUCAUGGCUGCACAGUCCAACGGCGCCGUUGGUGUAGAAGCCAGCAAUUAG
Messenger RNA from Peronospora belbahrii, 1488 nucleotides. Lineage: Eukaryota; Oomycota; Peronosporomycetes; Peronosporales; Peronosporaceae. The record is from the annotation of a GenBank genome assembly.